AUGAAGCCCAUCACCACACUCGCCGCUACGCUCGCUUCGGUCGGCUUCGUCCGAGCUCAUGUCGCCGCUUUUACCAAGGGCAUGUACUGUCUCAACGGUACACAACCGGGCGUGGAAGACCUAAACACCAACACCGUCGUAAAUCCGCUAUUCCAGCUCCCAAAAAACCAAUGGUGGAUGCAGCACGACCGCGGCUGCGACUCGGAACAGGUCGCACCCAGCCCCGGAGAUUUCCUCGACCUCCCGGCCGGAGGAUCCUUUACCGUCGAGCUGGCUUCCAACCGCGCCCAAUCAUCCCUUUCCUACGACGGUAAAUUCACCUCGGAGUGGCCGGACGGAAAGGAUCACCCGGAGGAUUGGCACAGCCCGUCUCCCGAUACCUGUCUCAAUGCUAAUCCCGAUAAGUUGGGAGGCGCCAUGCAUACUCACAACGAAUCCACCGCAGCCGGCACGGCUUUCGCUAUCUCCUACAACUCGGAUCUCUCCAAGGUGACGAUGGAGAACUUGGUGGUAUUUACCCUAUUAGAGCACACGCCUUGGAAGCGCAUUGCUACUUAUCAGGUACCUCAAGAUAUGCCGCCAUGCCCCGAAGGCGGCUGCUACUGCGCGUGGCUCUGGGUUCCGGACGGAUGCGGAGAGCCCAACAUGUACAUGCAAAACUUCAAGUGUCGAGUCACCGGCUCUACUUCGAACAGAACGCUCGCUCCCGCCAAGCCACCGGUAUAUUGCGCCGACGGAACGACACCUUGCGUCCCCGGCGCGAAGCAGAUGAUUGCCUGGAAUCAGGCCGAAGGAAACAAUGUCGAGACUCCGGCCGGCGUGUCUCCGGGAUAUAACCAGAAGAUGGGUUGGCAGCCGGGCGCGCAGAAUGAUAUUUUCCAGUAA
Molecule: messenger RNA, 885 nt
Organism: Daldinia caldariorum
Lineage: Eukaryota; Fungi; Ascomycota; Sordariomycetes; Xylariales; Hypoxylaceae
Exons: 5
Coding region: 1-885 (294 amino acids)
Source: RefSeq, a predicted model, not a curated record